AUGGCUCAAUUACCACCUAAAAUACCAAGCAUGGCACAAAAUUGGGCAUCCUUCCCUCACCAAAGGCUACCCACCACGGCCAAUUUCAUCCCCACCACCACUACUUCUGCUGCGGUCCAGCCACCGUCGCAACCGCAAUGUAACUGGAUCGACGAGUUCCUCGAUUUCUCCUCCGCCAGGCGUGGGGUCCACCGGAGGUCCGCGAGCGAUUCCAUAGCCUUCAUGGAGUCCCCGUUGACAUUGGACGAAGAAUGCAGGAACCCGAGCACCGCCAUGAUGCAUCAUGGAUCCACCAACAACCUCGGCUUCGACAGGCUGGACGACGAGCAGCUCAUGUCCAUGUUCUCCGACGACAUGUCCGUCACCGUCCCGCCUACCGUGUCGUCUUCGAACCCGUCCACGCCGUCCGACCAGAACAGCAAUAACGACGAGAAUAAUAACAACAACAGCAACAAGCCAUUGAUGGUUCAUCAGGAGCAGCAGCAGCAGCACCCGAAAAGCGAGCCGGGAGAGGACGAAAGCUCAUGCGAGGCAGACCCUCAUGCUCAAUCUCAUCCGCCACCAACCUCCCCAGCUGAUCCCAAGAGGGUCAAAAGAAUUUUGGCGAACCGGCAAUCGGCUCAACGGUCCAGGGUCAGAAAGUUGCAAUACAUUUCAGAGCUUGAACGCAGCGUUACGACAUUACAGUCGGAGGUAUCAGCACUGUCGCCAAGGGUUGCAUUUCUAGACCACCAGAGGUUGAUUCUGAAUGUGGAUAACAGUGCUUUGAAGCAAAGGAUUGCUGCUUUGGCUCAAGAUAAGCUUUUCAAAGACGCUCAUCAAGAGGCACUAAAGAAGGAAAUAGAGAGGUUAAGGCAGGUUUAUCACCACCAGAGCCUAAAGAAGAUGGGAAACCAAAACGCACAGCAGCAACAGCAGCAGCAGCAACCAAACCCAGAUAUCAUGGUGUGUACGGAUCACAAUGAGCAGCAAAUUCUGAAUUGA
This is a messenger RNA of Prunus armeniaca (apricot), 984 nucleotides long. Lineage: Eukaryota; Viridiplantae; Streptophyta; Magnoliopsida; Rosales; Rosaceae. The record is from the annotation of a GenBank genome assembly.